CAUGGGCCACUGGCAAUGACAGAAAGAGGAUUUGGAGACUAUAUGAGGAACACUCACAAGAAGAUCACGAACUGCCCCGGUGUUGUGCCCCUGACUCGGCCUCUAGUGGGAGCAGUAGGCGGUGCAGCAUGGCGGGCCUCUCCGCGCUGGGACUGGUCCUUUCGCAGCCAUUUUCUGUCCAACCACACGGCCGUUUGCAGACGCGAACCAACCAGGACUUCAUUGCAGAUGGACGGAGACAGCACAACCACCGAUACAUCACAGUUGGCUAUAACGGGCGAUUAUAUGACCGGUGGCCACUAUGUGCUACAAACGCAAGAGGAUGAUGGUGAAGAAAGUCUUCAUGACCAUGAAGAUGGAAAUGGUUGCAAAGACAACCUCAGAGAGCAGGAUAUCUACCUCCCCAUUGCUAACGUAGCCCGUAUCAUGAAGAACGCCAUCCCACAGACAGGAAAGAUUGCAAAAGAUGCAAAGGAGUGCGUACAGGAGUGUGUGAGCGAGUUUAUCAGCUUCAUCACUUCGGAAGCCAGUGAGAGAUGCCAUCAAGAGAAGCGAAAGACUAUCAACGGUGAGGAUAUCCUGUUCGCCAUGUCCACACUGGGUUUUGAUAUGUACGUGGAGCCGCUCAAACUUUACCUGCAGAAGUUCAGAGAGGCAAUGAAGGGUGAAAAGGGAAUUUCAGGAGUGCCAGUCACAGAAGGCCUGAGUGAAGAACUUACAGAAGACAGUUUCACAAAUCAAUUACCUGCUGGAUUGAUCACAACUGAUGGCCAACAGCAGAACGUUAUGGUGUACACCACUUCAUACCAACAGAUCCCUGGUGUUCAACAAAUCCAGUUCUCAUGACCUGGAUCAGCUCUAGACCAUGCACUUGUCCACAGACUGCUCUCUCACUCUUGUAAAGAUUUAUCGAUGGUUUUUGGAGGAAAAGGUUUGAGAGUUGUGAGCAGGAAAAGAAGAACCUGCUAGCAGAGAGUCUGAAUUUGUACAUUUUCUUAGUGAUGUCUGUAAUUCCUGCAACAGUCAUUUGUUACAGUUAUAAAAUUCGUGUUAAUUUUAAAACAGUCCAAGGUCACUUUCUCUGAGGGAAGACUGCUAAUCAUUUUUGUAAGUUUUCUGUCCCAUGUAUUUGUUAGUUUUUAAAGAUUUGUGAAUGGGCAAAUAUGAGGGUAGGGAGGGUUAAUACUGGGUUUACACAAUGUGAUUCUCAUUUGCUUUCUGUUUGAAUCAUGUAAGAUAAUUUAACUUCAUGUUGGUUGUCAGUUUCUUGUUGAUUCUUAAAAUAAAACAAAGGAAAUGCA
Tachysurus fulvidraco (yellow catfish) is the source of this 1301-nucleotide messenger RNA. RefSeq names its product nuclear transcription factor Y, beta a (gene nfyba). Gene Ontology annotation, molecular function: DNA-binding transcription activator activity, RNA polymerase II-specific; protein heterodimerization activity; RNA polymerase II cis-regulatory region sequence-specific DNA binding. Gene Ontology annotation, biological process: regulation of transcription by RNA polymerase II. The record is from RefSeq and is a predicted model, not a curated record. Bases 16 to 846 code for a protein of 276 amino acids. Lineage: Eukaryota; Metazoa; Chordata; Actinopteri; Siluriformes; Bagridae. The transcript is spliced from 9 exons. Gene Ontology annotation, cellular component: nucleus; CCAAT-binding factor complex.